Messenger RNA from Arabidopsis lyrata subsp. lyrata, 1563 nucleotides. RefSeq lists its product as uncharacterized. The coding region runs from base 1 to 1563 and encodes 520 amino acids. The record is from RefSeq and is a predicted model, not a curated record. The transcript has 3 exons. Gene Ontology annotation, molecular function: nucleic acid binding. Lineage: Eukaryota; Viridiplantae; Streptophyta; Magnoliopsida; Brassicales; Brassicaceae.
AUGGCUAGAGUUGAUUUUAACCUUUCACCUACUAACAAUGAACUCCAUUCUUUUGAUUUGAAUAUCAUUCCAGGAAUUAGUGAAGAUAAUGAUUCUGAAUAUGGAGGUCUGAGAAACGAAGGUGCCUCUGUUUUUGCGGCGGAGGAACCAAAUCCCGAAAGUGAAGAUCUAGAUGUAAAUGUUGAAGAAGACCAUGAUACGGAAGACCCUUUUGUUGGAGAAGAAGGUCAAAACGAGAAUGGAGGCAAUCCAAAUCAAUUCAAUGGAGAUCAAGGCUCUACAAGUAAAAAAAACUGCACUAAUCGUCAAAGAUGGGAAGUAUAUAUCGCUUUGCUUGGAAGGAGUGUUAGAGGGAAAUUAGGUAAAACAGCUAUUAAAGAAGUAGCAACUUUACAUUCUAUGCAUAUUAGAACGGUUCAGCGAAUUUGGAAACGAGCUAAGGAUACUCCACCUGGUGCAAUGGUUGAUGUUUCUCAAAGAAGGAAGAACAGAUGUGGUCGCAAAAGGAUGCAGAUAGACCUCCAACGUGUUUUGGACACUCCUCUACAUAAGAGGACAACUCUGAGAACGAUGGCUGAAGCUAUAGGAAUUAGUCACUCAACUCUGUAUAAGAAUGUGAAAGAAGGUUUAAUGAGGCGGCAUUCUAAUGCUCUCAAACCACAUCUGAAAGAAGAGAACAAAGUGGCAAGGCUAAGAUUUUGUAUGACUAUGUUGGACCCUGCAAGUUUGAGUCAUGAACCACAUUUUAUUGAUAUGUACAACAUUGUACAUAUUGAUGAAAAGUGGUUCUAUAUGACCAAGAGAACCGAGAACUAUUACCUCCUACCUGAAGAAGAUGAUCCUUUAAGGACAUGUCAAAGCAAGAAUUUUAUUGGGAAAGUCAUGGUGCUGGUUGCAAUGGCUAGGCCAAGGUUCAAUGCUGAAGGAGUUGAAACUUUCUCUGGAAAGAUAGGUGUGUUUCCUUUCGUCACAGUUCAGCCAGCACAAAGGAGGAGUAGAAAUAGAGAAGCUGGAACACUGGAGAUCAAACCAGUUACCUCAGUCAAGAGAGAGCAUGUAAGAAAAAUGUUGCUGGAAGAUGUUAUACCUAAGAUUCGUGAGAAGUGGCCUCUUGAAGAUGAUGGAAAAAUAAUCUACAUUCAACAGGAUAAUGCUAGAACUCAUGUGGCUCCUACUGAUACAGAUUUUCAAGAACAGGCUUCGCAGAACGGAUUUGAUAUCAGACUGAUGUGUCAACCUCCUAAUUCACCGGAUAUGAAUGUUUUGGACCUUGGUUUCUUUAGUGCAAUACAAGCACUACAACAUAAGGUUUGUCCUAAAAGCAUUGAACAGCUUAUAGAUGCAGUCAAAACAGCUUUUGAAGAGUAUCCAGCUAGGAAGAUAAACCACAUCUUCUUAACUUUGCAACUCUGCAUGCAAGAGACAAUGAGGAUUGGAGGAUCUAAUAAUUACAAGAUUCCACACAUAAAGAAAGAAGCCCUGGAACGUGAGGGUCUGCUUCCGAGACAAAUCAAAUGUGAUCUUACCAUUGUAAACAAUGUGUUAAAUCAAUUAAGAGAUUAA